CAUACAUUAGCAUCUGGGGCUGCAGACAUGGAGAGGUCCGGCGGCAAACUUUUUUGUUGUAGACGGGUGUGCCACAGGGUUCCUGUGGCCCACAGAGAGGAACUGUACCACAUCCUGAAGAUGACAGGGCCUCUGCUGCUCUCUCGAAUCCUCAAUUACCUGCUUCCGUUUGUGGUUACGAUGUUCUGUGGCCGUCUGGGAAAUGACGUGAUGGCUGGCUAUGGAUUAGCUUCUGCUACAAUUAAUGUUACCACUGCAGCAACAGGAUAUGGUCUGGGACUGGCAUGUGAUACUUUGGUGUCUCAGACUUUUGGUGCUAAAAAUCUACUCCGGGUGGGCGUGAUCCUUCAGCGGGGCAUAAUCAUCCUCUUGUUGUUCUGUCUGCCUUGCUGGGGUCUCCUCAUUAAUGCUCAGGCCAUCCUACUAUGUGUGGGCCAGGGCCCUGAGGUGGCCAGAAUAGCCCAGCUGUAUAUUACUGCCUUCCUUCCUGCUGUACCAGCAAUGUUUCUACAUCAUCUUCAGGUGUCUUACCUGCAGAACCAGGGAAUAAUACUGCCACAAAUGUAUAGUGCUGCUCUGGCAAACAUUGCAAAUGUGGUGACAAACUAUAUUUUUAUUCACUGGCUGGAUCUGGGUGUUGGGCUUCAUGUAACAACAUGGGGAGGCUGGUCUGUAGAAUCACUGCAGGACUGGGGCUCCUACAUGAAGCUGGCUAUUCCCAGUACAUUAAUGAAAUGCUUUGAGUGGUGGGUUUAUGAGUUUGGGGGAUUCUUUGCAGGAAUGCUGAGCGAAAAUGAGCUGGCAGCCCAGCAUGCUGUCAUGAUGGUGGCUGUCAUAACAUAUAUGUUCCCUCUUGGUAUUCAAGCUGCGGCAUGUGCCCGGGUGGGUAAUGCUCUUGGUGCAGGAGACACCGGCAGAGCACUCCUAACUAGCAAGAUGUCCCUGACUCUUGCAGGUGGCAUUGCAGUUGUAGAAGGCCUUGUCCUUGGCUCCAUCAAAACAGUGAUUGGCUUCGUCUUCACGUCAGAUGAGAAGAUCAUAGGUCUGGUCUCACAGCUGAUGAAUGCUUACUGUUUCCUUCAGUUCUUUGAUGGUCUCGUGUGUGUGUGCACAGGCAUUUUCUUAGGCACAGGGAAACAGAAGAUUCCAGCUGUGGCUAAUUUCAUUGGAUACUACUGCAUAGGGCUUUCUCUAAGUAUCACGUUGACAUUCGUUGCAAAACUAAGAGUGUUGGGUUUCUGGCUUGGACUGCUUGUUUGUGUCAUUUUACAAUCUACCUUCUACAUUAUUAUCAUCUUUAAGCUGAAUUGGGAGCAAAUCACCGAGAAGGCUGUGAAACGAGCUCAGAAAAAUCCUUCGUUAUUAGGAAGAGCUACCGUGACAGGCACUGUGGAUAACAGCACCCAAGAUCAAACAUCAAGUAAUCUGAUGGAUGGCUAUAUGUCUGUGAGCACUGAGUGCCAAGAUAGGGGCACUGUGGUGCAGGAUCGAGAUGUGACACAGAAGCUGAAGGGCAGCCGCCUCUCCAUCACCCAACUGAUCCUCAGGCGAGGCCUCAUUAUGUUUGCUGCAGUUGCACUUCUUGCUUUGGGAGCAGGUGUUCACUUCCUUGUGCCUUUGCCCGAGACCAACUCUACUGUUGACUCGAUCAACACUACAUAUACUCCUGAUCAAAUUUUCUCCACCAUGUUGGUGCCAGAUGAAGAGUCAGAAUGAACAAUAGAGAACUGCAAUGAU
Molecule: messenger RNA, 1737 nt
Organism: Oreochromis aureus
Lineage: Eukaryota; Metazoa; Chordata; Actinopteri; Cichliformes; Cichlidae
Product: multidrug and toxin extrusion protein 1-like
Exons: 17
Coding region: 28-1716 (562 amino acids)
Biological process (GO): xenobiotic detoxification by transmembrane export across the plasma membrane
Cellular component (GO): membrane
Molecular function (GO): antiporter activity; xenobiotic transmembrane transporter activity
Source: RefSeq, a predicted model, not a curated record